AUCCAAACGACAUAGUUCAUAAAAGUCCAAAUCCAUCCGUGAAACAAACUUGAUGGAACCCAAAAUUUUAAUAUUCUUUAUCGAUGACCGAUUUUUGCUGAUUAAAACCUUGAUAAGUAGGAAUUUGCCUACACGUAUUUUUGCUGAUUAAAGGAUGACAAAUUACAGAAGGAUUAAGUCAAAAAAAAAAUACUAAUUGACACUCACCUUUCGAUCACCAUGAUCUUCACUGCCAUAAGAUAACAGAUAAUUGGAGUUCAUCAACAGAAGAAUGCAGCAAGCAAGAACAUGAACAAUGUGCAAAUGGCUGAAUGUUGUCACCAUUUUUAGUACUUAGCUAGCACUUGAAAAUUAUCGAUGAUCACACUCGUGUUUUGGUAUGAAAGACGACAGAUGUGUGUUAGUUCCAUGCGCUUUUAUACCCGUCAUUAUUUGAUAUAUUUUUUUACCCAAUAUGUGCCCCUCAUUGAAUUGAGUACAUAAUGUUUAUUACAAGAAGCAAAUAAGAAAAUCCUUUCCUCAUACAGUGCUCCUUAAUUAAUUUGUCGUGUAUGUUAUAUGAAAUUAGCUGGUUAUUUAUUUUUGUUCCAGAUUCUGUGUAGAUUCCAUGAUUGGUUACUGGUUUUUGGGAUCUUUGCACGAUACAUUGUAAAAUAAGGAAUAUUAAUGUUGGUAUUUAUCAUGUGUUGAUUCACUUUGCCAAGAUUCAUGAAUUUGCCUCAAAAGAAAAGCAAUGUUCGAAUACUUGAUUAGGUACAUUCAAUUGCGGAUUCAUGUUCUUGGUCCUCCGAUGCCUCGCAGAAAACGAUGGUGUCAUCAGCAUAAAGAAUGUGACUGACUUCACCACAGGCCAAGUCUUCAUUCAUACAAAACCCAGAGAUCAUACCUGCUUCUCUAAGUUUUUCAAGCAUCCAUUAUAGGAUAUCCAUGACCAACUUAAAUAGGAAUGGAGACAUAGGAUCUCCCUGCCGUAAUCCUUUUUCCAUCUUGAAAAAAUCCGCAGUUUCUCCAUUGACAAGAACUGAGAUGAAGGGAGAAGAAAUCAGUCCACGGAUCCACUGCUGAAAUUUUUUAGUAACACUCAAAACUUUUUUCACAUUAAAUUCCCUACAAACCAUAAGAAAAUAUAAUGACAAUAGUCCAAUUAGCUAAUAACUAGCUUCCGAAAUAGAAAGGAGAAGACUACUGCUUACCAAAGACAAAAAGAUGAUAUAUAUGUUCACCUCACGAAUCUAGCCCGUGACCAUUGGGUUACUCAACAUUAAUGUCAAUUCCGCUAGGCCAUUUCAGGUUUUAUGUUAUAACCCGCACGCUUUUUUAUUUUUAUUAAAUAUCUUUUUUGUUUAUACGUAUUAUCCUAACGUAGCUCCGCCCCUGAUAUUGAUGAUGACAGGCCCCAGGUUGAGGUUUCUUCUUCACGUAAUUACGGUUUCUUAAGUUUAUUAGAAUUACGUUUCCUUUUGAAACGAGCUCUGCUCAUUGAUUACACACAAAACGGAGAAGCUGCUAUUGAUCUAGGUUUUGAUUUCAUAGCUAGCUUCUGUUUUGUUGAUACUUAAUGCCGAUGGAAACCUCCUUAUUUAGAAAAGGGAAAAAUAAAUGAUAGUACUUAUGGAAACCUUAAUUACUACGUACAGUAAAGAAUUGGAAGAAAUUAAACCCCAACCUGUCCUGAUUACCAGAAGCCAUGCAUCAGUAUAUAUAGAAACAUUUGUGUUUGAUAUAUCCAAAGAGAUACGUACUUGACAUUGUGAUCUCUUGUUGUACAAGAAGAAGUUAUUAAGUCAAUCAUGGCGAGACCCGGAGGACGAGAAACGAGAAGGAAAACGUUGUGGGUGGCGGUGGCUAUCGUUAGCGUACUGGUCUGCGUAACUGCAACUGCAACACCUGUGAUGGCCCGUGACCUCCACGAUGACGACGCAGAUUCUUUCCUGAAAGUGGACCUUGCAAGAUGCAAAGAGUUAACGAUCAGGUACCUGCUCGGCCUGAACUGGCCCUUCAAUCAUGUUUGUUGUGCUGCAUUCGAUAGCAACUGGGAUGCCGCCAUUGUUAAACGCUUGAUCGCGCAUCAUAAGGAUCUCGAGGAGGACAUUGUGCGGAACAAUGCAAGCAUUGUCAAGGAAUGUGGCUACGCAUAACCAAUCCUGAAGAUCGACAUGUUAUGAUGUAUAACAAGCUGCUAUAUAUACAUAUACUAGUUAAAUGGCCCGCGCUCUGCUGCGAGAUCAUGUUUUUUUCGUAUAAUAGAUUAUACAAUUCUAAAUUUUUAUUGUUGGCUAAUUGAAAAUCUAAUGAGUUUGACAAAAGAAAAUUCCAACAACUUUUUUAUAUGAUAUAUUAUUAAAUUCUGAACUUUUAUAGUCAGCCAAUUGAAAGUCCACAGAACUUGACUAUUAAAAAUUACAACAAUCGUAUUUUCGUAUUAUAAGUUGUCCAAUUCUAAACUUUUAUAGGUGGUGAGUAUAAAAUCUAAAGAGGUUGAUAAAUGUUAGAAGCGUGCCUUCAUCUCUGCAAUUUUUUUAGUCCAACAUGAUCAGGUGUCCAAGACCAAGUAAAAUGUAUUAAUAAUAGCCUUUCUAUAGUAUAUACAAUACAUUAGGAAAAUGAAUUAAGACGUAAAACAGAAUUGGAUAAAUACAGUUCCAAGAUAACACCCAUUAACCUUUUUAGUUUACGUAUUAACCAAAAAUCACACCUACUUUCAAAGCAACUGUCAUACUUAUUCAAAGCGAAACAAAUGUAGCAGAAAACUAUUCGAAUAACCAAGAACUGGGUUUAGAGAAAUGCAUAAUCACAAUUCUUCUUUUAAUUAAGACUGCAAAGUAGUUGAAGGGACUUGGAAUGGAGCGUACAAAAAAAAAAUGGACCACGGAGCUCUCUAACCUUGAUCUGACUUUAGAAUAUAUCUGGACUCUUGCAAAAAAAGAGGGAAGAGAACUUAUCAUUAGCGAAAUGCUUUAGUUCUUAUUUGACUCCCCAACCCCAAUCGUUGCAGUCCGUAUUAGCAGUUUGAGACUGGUACUAAAACAGAAUAUGGAAGAUUCGCUGAAGAGGAGAAUAUGGACUCUUGCAAAACUUUAAUCUCAAAUGACGAUCAAGCCAGCAGUAGAUACAAUGAAGACGGAUAGCAACUUCCAUUUUGACAGCUCCAUCUUGCACUCAAUAUAAGUAAUGUUUUACCAAAUACAUAGUAAAUGCAAGCUGCAACAAUCCUUCCAUGGAAUAUCAGUUGAUGCUAAUCCUUCUUGAUUAUCAUUAGCAUAGAAUCGAUAUGGGACAUGCACAUGAUCAUAAGAACACCUUUCUAUGUCUCGUUUGCAACUGACCUGGAUCCAACUUGAGCAUCUUAACAGCCCCAACGAUUUCCUUGGACAUAUCCACGUACAGCUCUUGCUUGAUUCCUGGGGCCAAGUGUUUGGAGGAUGAUUAUGCACAUCAGCUAUUCAGUCAGUAGACAUUACAUCAGAACCAACCUAAGGAUUACUGGGAGGUGACGACUUCGCAUCACAUGGACCAAAGGUACCAACUUUAUAAAAAUGAUGAGAAAGA
Messenger RNA from Linum trigynum, 3549 nucleotides. The record is from the annotation of a GenBank genome assembly. Lineage: Eukaryota; Viridiplantae; Streptophyta; Magnoliopsida; Malpighiales; Linaceae.